UGUAGAAAAGAAAAUAACUUAACCUAACUUCUGAUAAUUUAGAGCGAUGAUUACUUUUUUGACAAAAAAGUAUCAAAUAAAACCAACCAAUUCCAAUGUUUUCUACUAAAUUAUUAUAAUUUUAAUUAAUUUAUAUAAUUUACAAUGUGCUUUAGUCUUUUACAAAGAAUUUGUCAUUGGGGACCAUUACUUGCUCUAACAAUAAUAAAAUGUGUUACUGGGAUGGCAGUUCAUUGUAGUAGCAUGUGGUGGCCCCCAGAACAUUCAACUGGUGGUCUUAUAAAUUUUUGUACAUUUAUGACAUUAGCCGGGCUUACAUUGUACAAUUUUAUGUCUGCUAUAUUUCAUGGGCCUGGAUUUUUACCAUUAAAAUGGAAACCUGAAAAUGAAAAAGAUUGUGUUAAUUUACAAUUUUGUAAUAUUUGUCAAGGAUAUAAAGCUCCUAGAUCACACCAUUGUCGUAAAUGUGGGAGAUGUGUGCUAAAAAUGGAUCAUCAUUGUCCAUGGAUUAAUGGAUGUGUAGGUUGGGGAAAUCAUGCACAUUUCACAGCAUUUUUAUUUUUUGCUGUUUUGGGCUGUUUUCAUGCAUCCAUAAUUUUAGGCUGUUCAUUAUACCGUGGCAUAAAUCGUGUUUGGUACAUUUAUUAUGGUACUGGAAGAGAACCAGUUGUACACCUUACAUUGUAUACGUUAGUUGCCUGUGUAUUUUCAUUAGGGUUAUCCAUUGGUGUAGUUUUAGCUGUUGGGAUGCUUUUAUUUUUCCAGGUUCGUGCUAUUAUACGGAAUCGCACAGGAAUUGAAGACUGGAUACUUGAAAAAGCCAAUCAUAGGCGUUCGCAUACUUCCGAAAAAUUUAUUUUCCCAUAUGAUCUCGGUGUAAAACGUAAUAUUUGGGAAGUAAUUAAUUUAACUUGUCAACCUGUUGGUAAUGGAAUUUACUGGGAAGUUAAUGAUCAAUCUGAUCAAUUCACAUUAACUAGAGAGCAAAUCGAACAAAAGAAUGAAAAAAGACUUAGGACUAAAAUAUAUAAAAUUACUAGUCCUAUAUCAGGUUCCUGGUUUCCAAUUUCACAAGGUUGGCGAGUAUGUUUGCAACCUCCAUAUUCAGAUGAGCCUCGAUUAAAACUGGACCCCGGAGAUAUUGUUUUUGUUACAAGAUGGAGACGGCAUUGGAUAUUUGGUGAAAAAGCACAAACAGCCGACGAAAACAAUAAAAGUGGAAGAUAUCGGGGAUGGUUCCCACGUCGAUGUGCUGUGGAAAUUAGUGAAGGGGAACCAUCAAAUAAUAAACGAAACUAUAUAGGAAAAAAAGAUGACUAACAAUUAAAUAGCUUUAAUCAAUUUUAUGAUUAAAAUUUAAAACGAAUAA
Molecule: messenger RNA, 1369 nt
Organism: Chrysoperla carnea
Lineage: Eukaryota; Metazoa; Arthropoda; Insecta; Neuroptera; Chrysopidae
Product: palmitoyltransferase ZDHHC6-like
Exons: 7
Coding region: 145-1320 (391 amino acids)
Biological process (GO): protein palmitoylation
Cellular component (GO): Golgi apparatus
Molecular function (GO): protein binding; palmitoyltransferase activity
Source: RefSeq, a predicted model, not a curated record